UGCCUAAACUCGCCGUGGUCGUAUUCCAACCCUCCAGCCUACUUCGCUAAUUGUUCUGAAUUUUAUAAGAAGUUUCAGAACACAUUAUUUAAAUUAAGUGUUUUAAGUGCAGAUAGGGCGUGUGAAAUACUAAAUGGCGAUAUUGUGAUUAUUAAAACAUUUCUUAAGAAAGACGGGAAGGAAUUAUUCGUUGGACGACAGUUUAUAGAUAGGACUAACUUUUACUCGACUCCGUGCCCAUCUUCAGUGUUAAAUAUUUAUUUAUUGUCAAAACCUGGGCCAAUUAAGUGCUUUAAUACGUCUCAAAUAGUGAAGAAAGUGAUUUUACUACCGUGUGGCACUAAAUAUUUAGCGGCUCCUCUCAUUCAUCUGUCGGCAUAACCAUCACUAAUAAUUUAAAGUGAAGAAUUUUAUGCGCCACCGUAAUAAUGUCCACUAAUAAUUUUGUUUUUGUGAAAUUUAUUGACACUAAUGAAAUUGAGGUAGUGUCAACUGCAUGGUUAUGCGCAAAUAAUACUAAAUGUGCAUGGCCCAAUUACAAAAAUCCAAGCCGAAUUGUUAAAGCUGUUGGUCAACAUGAAGCUUCAGAACAAACCUGGUCAAUUCAUGACGUAAAACUUCUUGGGAGUGGGCAUAAAUUUGCAACUUAUCGCGAAGCCCUCCAAAAACUUCCAAAAGUGAUGGACCAGUCAGACGCAGAUGUUGGGAGCGGAAAUGAUAAAAACAGGUUGUGCCGAAACAAGGGAAAUGCGAGCGACAGUUCUGGAAGCGAUGGGGACGACUCACUCAGUCCUAAGAUACCACGUCCGCCCAUGAUAGGCAAAAAUUGUUAUUUACAAAAAGCUGGGCUGAAAGAAUCAACUGAAGGGGAGCCGAUUCCAGGAGGGAAGUCUAGCAGAAAUAAGACAUUAAGCAAUAAUAAUAUGCCGUUUAAGCUAUGCUUAGCUAAUCAGGACAGUACCAUAACUGUGAAAGGUACACAACCGGAAGUUAUGGGUGGGAAUCAAAUAUCCUACGAUAAAGGUGCAGGCACGUCUUCAACAAGCAACGGCGACGCCCAACUCUCCAUUAUUGGGAACGACAACGAAUCACCCGAAGUUGGAAUACUUUCCGCCGCGCUGCCCAAAUGA
Molecule: messenger RNA, 1130 nt
Organism: Folsomia candida
Lineage: Eukaryota; Metazoa; Arthropoda; Collembola; Entomobryomorpha; Isotomidae
Exons: 4
Coding region: 429-1130 (233 amino acids)
Source: RefSeq, a predicted model, not a curated record